GAUAGUUUGAAAAAGGUUGUUGAAAAGCCAUCCCUCUUUCCCCCCUCCAUCCUGUAUUUAAAGUCCCACAAUACUCCAAGAAUUGAAACAGAGAAAGAAGAAGGAAGAAGGAGGUAGCAAUGGGUGAUUUGGUAAUAUAUGUAGGGGAUGAUGAUUGCGAAAUAGUUUGUGGUGCAAUGUGUUUCUGCAGAAUUUGCCAUGAAGCAGAGUUUGAAAGCUCCAAGAUCUUGGAAGCUCCUUGUGGAUGUUCUGGGACUCUCAAGCUGGCACACAGAGACUGCAUACAAAGAUGGUGCAAUGAAAAAGGAAACACAAUUUGUGAAAUUUGUUUACAGAAGUUUGAAGAUGGCUACACGGCUCCACCUCCCAAGAUGCUUCAGACACCACCUGUCACCAUUUGGGAGAGCUCGGAAAAUCCAAGAAUAGAAGAAAAUUCGAGAGUAGCGGGUGAAGAAGAUGAACGAUGUUCAUUGAAUGAUGUACAUAAAUUUGCCUCUCGUUGUCGCAUAGUUGUCCUUAUUCUGACAUUUUUGGUCCUAAUGGGGCAUCUAUUUGAGUUGCUCGCCGGUGAAGCAAGAGGUUACCCAUUUUCACUUAUCACGGUUGUGGUUAUAAAGGCCGUUGGCAUACUGCUGCCAGCAUACCUGCUAAUUCGUAUAAUCACACUUAUCCAGAAUGGUGUAAUUAGGCCGCAUUUGGAUUUUGGAGACACAAUUGGCUAUCAUAUCGCCCGCAAUUAAUUGAUUUUAUUUUUUAUUUUGAAGUAAAUGUAUUAUUCAAUUAAAGUACGCGAUGAAUUUAAUUGUACAAUUAUUUUAUCUGAUUAUAUUAAGAAGAUGUAUACGUCGUGUGAUGUAACAAAUUUAAAUUGGUGCAUUGUGAAACAAAUUUAUUUUGUUACGUUUA
This is a messenger RNA of Ipomoea triloba (trilobed morning glory), 906 nucleotides long. RefSeq names its product E3 ubiquitin-protein ligase MARCH8-like. Gene Ontology annotation, biological process: protein ubiquitination. Gene Ontology annotation, molecular function: zinc ion binding; ubiquitin-protein transferase activity. The transcript is spliced from 7 exons. NCBI's taxonomy places the organism in Eukaryota, Viridiplantae, Streptophyta, Magnoliopsida, Solanales, Convolvulaceae. The record is from RefSeq and is a predicted model, not a curated record. Gene Ontology annotation, cellular component: membrane. The coding region runs from base 120 to 740 and encodes 206 amino acids.